Molecule: messenger RNA, 1017 nt
Organism: Rhodofomes roseus
Lineage: Eukaryota; Fungi; Basidiomycota; Agaricomycetes; Polyporales; Fomitopsidaceae
Exons: 6
Coding region: 1-1017 (338 amino acids)
Source: RefSeq, a predicted model, not a curated record
AUGAGUCUCCACAUCAGCGCUCUGAACCCGGAGCUCACGCUCAUUCCAGUAUCAGACUCCCAUUUUAUUUCCUCCUCUCUCUUUCCUGACGGCAUGCCUAACACCGACUCGGACAAGGACUCUCUCCUUGAUAUUGACAAUUCCAACGACCAGGAUGUACCCACGUCAUCAACCUCGCCAGAGUCAAGCAAUGCUGAUAUAGGACAGCUGGCGACGGGGAGAAGUCCUGAUGAGGGAGAUGAUGACCGUCAUACGCCCGGUGUAGGCCGCUCCGAGUCAGAUGGUUCACCAGCAGCUGUUGCGGGCACGAAGCGGCGUGCUGAGGGUGAUCUUGCGCAAUGCGCUGACAUGCUCGCACGACACUUCAAGCUACCAAAGUCCCAACACAACGAGCUUGUUGAAGUCGCUUCCAUGUCCAACCGGGAACACAUGCUCUACAACUCGGCGCAGAUGGCAGUUGUUCAAGAUAUGCUCACGCAGAUUCAGCCUGCCCAAGCACAAUGGAAGAUUCCAGACACACUUUGGAGAAAGAUUGACUUGUAUUCGUACGCCAUCAUUGUCUCCCCUAAUCUCGACUUCUACCUUGGAGAGGGCGAGGUCACGCAACGCCUUUUGGCUCAUGCGUACAUCAUCGAGGUAGGCGGCAAGAGGACACGCAAAGUGAAUGCAAGAGACGGCGAUGAGGAUGUUGAGGUCGAGGGGAAGAGUCUGAAGCACACGAAGUUGUGCCGUGGCCUGCUCGUGGAGAAGGACUAUGUUCACCUUGAUCGGCUCUGUAAGACGUCUGUGUCUGUCAAGGUGUAUGAGGCUCAGGUGGGCGCCGCGUUCAGCGAGAUCCGGCGGGCGAAGGAGGCGCACCGCGAGCUCCUCGACGACGAGGACGAAGAGAUCGUCCAGAAGGUCGUCCGGGACGCGGUCGCGGACCCGGACGUCGCUGCUGAGGCCGAGGCACUGAGGCGCUCUCCGAGAGGACGCAUCGUCAUGGACGACCUCGAGGAGAUCCUGGACGUGUUCUAA